UCCCUUCCAAGCCGACGACGUAUAAAACGCUCCUUCCAGCAUGUUCACUCCCUCCACAGUUCACCCUCUACUCAAUCCAAACCCAAACAACUCCAUCCACAUCUCAUCUCCCACACAAACCAACCCCUACCCCACCCACACAAUGAAGUCCACCCUCCUCCUCGCCACCCUCCUCGCCGUCCUUACUGCUGCAACCCCAACCCCCGACCUCAUUAAACGCAACUGUCUAGACUGCAACGCGCGUCUCAUCACUUGCAAGCGGGGCUGUGACUCGGCCAAUACGGCCUGUAUCAGGGCUUGUGAGUGCAAGCUUGCGGCGGAAAUAUACUGCAGUGGUCAGUGUCGGAUGACGUGUCCUGCUUGAGAGAUGGGGGAGAUGUGGGUUGGUUGAGAUGGGAGGGAGGGAUACCGUACUGGUGGGAUGGCGCGG
Messenger RNA from Dothidotthia symphoricarpi CBS 119687, 430 nucleotides. RefSeq lists its product as uncharacterized. NCBI's taxonomy places the organism in Eukaryota, Fungi, Ascomycota, Dothideomycetes, Pleosporales, Dothidotthiaceae. The record is from RefSeq and is a predicted model, not a curated record. The coding region runs from base 143 to 364 and encodes 73 amino acids. The transcript is spliced from 2 exons.